CAGGUAGACUCAGAGGCGUUUGAAUCAGAAAUCCAUUAGACCAUCACUCCAAAAACACACUAGUCCUUAAUCCUUACCGGACAAAACCGCGAAUUGGGUCUCUUGGGUUGUUGUGUUUGAAGGAAUUAAAAUUCAAAAUUAAAGACUAGAAGGGAAGCAGAAGCAGGAGAAGAAGUGUUUUACUAGAGAAUUGGUCUAAAUCAGGCGACAUGGCUCCUUCAAUGCUGUUGCUGUCAUUCCUGUGUUGAAUUGCUAGGAGACAAGGGACUUGAUACUCUAAGCGCUUGAAUUUAGAAGUUGUAUUAAAGCUCGGAAGCAUGGAGUGUUUCUACAACAUUUUUGAUAGAUUCAGAAACAGAAGCAAGGUACAGAAGUCGACAUCAGAGCUCAAAACCAGAACCCAGCCCGUUGCUUCGCCCUCUUCUAAUGAAGGGAAAUCCUCAGGUUCCUCUAAUGUUCGGGCUGCUUCGCCCUCGUCUAAUGGGGGGAAAUCCUCAGGUUCCUCUAAUGUUCGGGCUGGCUCGCCCUCGUCUAGUGGGGGGAAAUCCUCAGGGUCCUCCAAGGUUCAGCGAAGGAUGCCUGAGUUAUAUGAGAAGAAGGCCCACAACUUGCGGGUCUUUUCAUUUUCGGAGCUGAAGAAUGCUACAAAUGAUUUUAAUAGGUUGUUUAAGAUUGGGGAAGGAGGAUUUGGGAGUGUAUAUAAAGGUUUCAUUAAGCCUCCUGGUGGUAAGGGGGACCGGAUUGCUGUUGCCAUUAAGAUGCUCAACCCGCACGGCUUGCAGGGUCAUAAACAAUGGGUUGCAGAAGUUCUGUUUCUCGGCGUUGUUGAGCACCCAAAUCUUGUAAAACUUCUUGGAUACUGUGCGGUAAAUGGUGAAAGAGGCAUCCAACGGCUACUUGUAUAUGAAUUUUUGCCAAACAAGACCUUGGAAGAUCAUCUUUUCAGCCAAUUUCUUCCGGUUCUUCCCUGGCAAACAAGAUUAGAGAUAGUACUUGGUGCAGCACAAGGGCUGGCAUAUCUGCAUGAAGGAUUGGAAGUCCAGGUAAUAUAUCGGGAUUUCAAAUCAUCAAAUGUACUAUUGGAUGAGGAUUUUAAACCAAAGCUAUCAGAUUUCGGGCUUGCGAGGGAGGGGCCAGGAGAGGGACACACUCAUGUAUCCACAACGGUGGUGGGGACGCGUGGAUAUGCUGCUCCAGAAUAUAUUGAGACUGGGCAUCUGACGGCUAAAAGUGAUGUAUACAGUUUUGGUGUGGUGCUAUAUGAGAUCCUUACGGGUAAAACAUCAUUGGACAGAUACCGCCCAAAAUCGGAACAGAAACUUUUGGAUUGGGUGAAAAAAUUUCCUCCUGGGAGUAAGAAGUUCAGCACAAUAAUGGACCGUCGGCUUGAAAAUCAAUAUUCUUUAUAUGCAGCAACAAAAAUUGCCAUAUUGGCAGACAGUUGCCUGUGCAAGAAUGCAAAAGAACGUCCAUUGAUGAGCCAGGUUGUAGAAAGGUUGGUGCAAGCAAUCCAAGCUUCAGAAGAUGGAAACAGCCCUCAAAAUAUUUCUGUUCCCUGUGGAACCCACCUGGUUGACUCUGAUGGGAAGUCAGAUCCAGUUGGCAUCUCCAAAUCUGCGGAGAGGCGGAUGGCCCAUCUGGCCAAACUGGGCGAGAAUUUCAAUGCAAACAAUAAAAGAAGAUUUAUGAUCAUGCAGAGGGCCAAAGUGGCAUAGAUUUUUUCUGACAAAUGACCGUUCGAUUCUUACGCAGCUUUAAAUCUUUGGAUAUCCUAGAUAUAAUGAAGUCGUUCUAUGUUACUCAGGAAUGCAUCACAAAUUCAGCCAACUAGAGGUGUAAAUGGGAGCAGAGUAGAAUGACAGCUUCUCUUGGCUUUACAAAGUAGGGACCUUUCAGCUUAAAAUUUAUAAUGCAGGGUUUACUCCAGGUUUGUACUGUUACUCUAGAUUGAGAAUGACAGCUUCUCUUUGCCUGA
Molecule: messenger RNA, 1975 nt
Organism: Macadamia integrifolia
Lineage: Eukaryota; Viridiplantae; Streptophyta; Magnoliopsida; Proteales; Proteaceae
Product: probable serine/threonine-protein kinase PBL19
Exons: 5
Coding region: 318-1715 (465 amino acids)
Biological process (GO): protein phosphorylation
Molecular function (GO): ATP binding; protein kinase activity
Source: RefSeq, a predicted model, not a curated record